Molecule: messenger RNA, 1420 nt
Organism: Peromyscus leucopus (white-footed mouse)
Lineage: Eukaryota; Metazoa; Chordata; Mammalia; Rodentia; Cricetidae
Gene: Hsd17b2
Product: hydroxysteroid 17-beta dehydrogenase 2
Exons: 5
Coding region: 193-1335 (380 amino acids)
Molecular function (GO): oxidoreductase activity
Source: RefSeq, a predicted model, not a curated record
CAGUACACAGUUCAAAUGACCUCCUGGGAGUAGUUCUCCCUUAUCAUUACAUUUCACAUGUUCACUCCAAAGGUGCGGGGGCUGUCAUCCCCCUCCCCUCUCGCCUCUCCCUUCAUAUAAACCAGGCUGCCUCCAGCUAGCUUUUGCACACGCACUACUCACUGGCCCAGAGCAAGUGAAGGCCAGUGGAGAAUGAGCCUGUUUUUCUCUGAGUCAGCAUGGCUCAGCCUGGCUGCCACCGCAGUGCUGGGGGGCAUGCUUCUCUGCAGAUCCAAGAGCCCAGGGCAGCUGCGGAGCCAGGUGCUGUGCCUCGCUGGCCUCUGGGGAGGUGCUUGUCUGCUCGGCCUGUCCCUCCUCUGCAGCUUACUCCUCUUAUCACUGUCCUGCUUCCUCCUGUGUAUGUGUUCAUCGGAUCAAGAACUGUUACCGGUGGAUCAAAAGGCCGUGCUGGUGACAGGUGCUGAUUCUGGUUUCGGUCAUGCCUUGUCCAAGAACCUGGACAAGCUGGGCUUCACAGUGUUUGCCGGAGUGCUGGAUGCCAAAGGCUCGGGAGCGGAGGAAUUGAGAAGAACUUGUUCCGAGCGCCUCUCCGUGCUCCAGAUGGACGUCACCAAGCUAGAGCAGAUCAAAGAUGCUCACAGCAAAGUCACAGAGAAGACAAAAGACAAAGGUCUGUGGGCCGUGGUCAACAAUGCUGGGGUCUUCCAGUUGCCAAUAGAUGGGGAACUUACUCCCAUGAUCCACUACAGAAGAUGCAUGGCCGUGAACUUCUUCGGAGCAGUGGAGGUCACCAAGGUGUUUCUGCCUCUACUUAGAAAAUCCAAGGGGCGGCUGGUGAAUGUCAGCAGCAUGGGAGCUGGGGUUCCAAUACAAAUGAUGGCAGCCUACUGCUCCACAAAGGCAGCUUUGACCAUGUUUUCAUCAAUCAUCAGACAAGAGGUCUCCAAAUGGGGAGUCAAAGUUGUUACCAUCCAACCUGGAGGUUUCAAAACAAACAUCACAGGCCCACCUGACAGUUGGGAUAAGAUGGAGAAGGAAAUCCUGGACCACCUUUCCCAGGAGAUACAGGAUGACUAUGGCCAGGACUAUGUCCAUAAGCAGAAGAACUUGCUCCAGAUCAUGAAAGACAGUUCCUGCUCAGACAUCACCCCUGUGCUGCAGGACAUCCAGCACGCCAUUUCUGCCAGGAACCCCUCUUCCUUUUAUACCCCAGGGAAACUGGCUUACCUGUGGCUCUGCUUCUCCUCCUAUUCCCCGACCAGCUUAUUGGACUAUGUUUCGCAAAAAUGUUUUGUUCCAAAACAGAUACCAAGAGCUCUAAGGACAUCGAAUUAGAAGAUCAAGGUCCCAAUGGGGUAGGAAAUGUCACAUUCUUAGAAUGAAGGGGAACCCUCUUAUUAAACUCAUUUUCUACCUCAAA